UUUCAUUCGGAAGUUUCAGAGCAGCCACAACCGGAGAGUCCCGAAGAUUGGUGGAAUCUUUUGCCUUAUGCAUUUGUUUUGUUUUCACAAAAAAAAAAAAAAAGGGAAACUUGACAGAGAGGAUCAUGCUGUCCUUAAAAAAUACAACAUCGCAGAGGAAGUAGACUGAUACUAACAGUAAUUAAUAAUCAUGUGCCUCGUGAAAUAAAGAUCCGAAAGGAGUUUAAGUAAAAAUUUCCUGCAUCUCAUGCCAAGAGGGAAACACCAGAAUCAAGUGUUCCGCGUGACUGAAGACACCCCCUCAUCCAAGAAUGCAAAGCACAUCCAAUAAAAUAGCUGGAUUAUAACUAUUCCUUCCUUCGGGGCCGCGGGGCGGGAGCAGGGGCGAGAGGUGCUGCUGGUACCCGGCUGCUCGUGCCCCGGGGAAGGAUGGCGCACGCUGGGCGAACAGGGUACGAUAACCGGGAGAUAGUGAUGAAGUACAUCCACUACAAGCUGUCGCAGAGGGGCUACGAGUGGGACGCGGGAGAGGCGGGCGCCGCGCCCCCGGGGGCCGCCCCCGCGCCGGGCAUCUCCGCCUCGCAGCCCGGCCGCGCCCCCGCGCCCGCCAGGACCUCGCCGCCCCCGCCCCCCGCCGCCCCCGCCGCCGCCGCCGCCGCCGCCGCCGCCGCCGCGGGCCCCGCGCCCAGCCCCGUGCCACCUGUGGUCCACCUGACCCUGCGCCAGGCCGGCGACGACUUCUCCCGCCGCUACCGCCGCGACUUCGCCGAGAUGUCCAGCCAGCUGCACCUGACGCCCUUCACCGCGAGGGGACGCUUUGCCACGGUGGUGGAGGAGCUCUUCAGGGAUGGGGUGAACUGGGGGAGGAUCGUGGCCUUCUUUGAGUUCGGUGGGGUCAUGUGUGUGGAGAGCGUCAACCGGGAGAUGUCGCCCCUGGUGGACAACAUCGCCCUGUGGAUGACUGAGUACCUGAACCGGCAUCUGCACACCUGGAUCCAGGACAACGGAGGCUGGGAUGCCUUUGUGGAACUGUACGGCCCCACCAUGCAGCCUCUGUUUGACUUCUCCUGGCUGUCUCUGAAGGCGCUGCUCAGUCUGGCCCUGGUGGGAGCUUGCAUCACCCUGGGUGCCUAUCUGGGCCAUAAGUGAAGUCAGUAGGCCUGCCACAAACAAAUAUGCAAAAGGUUCACUAAAGCAGUAGAAAUAUAUGCAUUGCCAGUGAUGUACCAUGAAACGAAGCUGUGGUCUCUUAAAAACGAAACAUAAAACAAAACAAAAACAGCUUUCAGGCUCAGCGUCGAAUCAGCUAUUUACUGCCAAAGGGAAAUACCAUUUAUUUUUUACAUUAUCAA
Canis lupus familiaris (dog) is the source of this 1352-nucleotide messenger RNA. It is a transcript of the gene BCL2, whose product is annotated as BCL2 apoptosis regulator. Gene Ontology annotation, molecular function: protein heterodimerization activity; protein homodimerization activity. The record is from RefSeq and is marked provisional. Gene Ontology annotation, biological process: extrinsic apoptotic signaling pathway in absence of ligand; intrinsic apoptotic signaling pathway in response to DNA damage; negative regulation of intrinsic apoptotic signaling pathway. Lineage: Eukaryota; Metazoa; Chordata; Mammalia; Carnivora; Canidae. Gene Ontology annotation, cellular component: mitochondrial outer membrane.